AUGAACUCCCAUAGCGAAGAAGAACAGAGGAUGAUCCUGGUAGAGGACCCGGCUCUCCGAGAACAGAUCUACGUCCACACGGUUUAUAAUGAGAUUGCUCCACACUUCUCGCAUACCAGAUACAAGCAGUGGCCAAUAGUCGAGGAAUUCCUUAAGAGCAGAACCCUUGGGUCAAUAGGUUUAGACGUGGGCUGUGGUAAUGGCAAGUAUUUGGGGGCUAACAAAAACGUGUAUAUCAUUGGUAGUGAUCGAUCUGAUCAACUUGUGAAUCUCGCUUAUACAAAUAACUCGAAAAUACAGAGUUUCUCGGACACUCUUGUGGCCGAUGGGUUGAAACUUCCGCAUUUUGGAAAUCUGUUUGAUUUUGUGAUUUCCAUUGCGGUAAUUCACCAUUUCUCGACUCCUGAGAGACGGAUCGAGGCAAUCAAACACAUUAUCAGUAAAUUGAAUGUUGGAGGAGAGGCGCUUAUUUACGUAUGGGCCCUUGAACAGCAGAAUUCUCGCAGAGGGUGGAAAGAAGGUAUGCCCCAGGACAUUUUAGUGCCAUGGGUGCUCCAGAAAAAUAAAAAAAAGAAGAAUAGGAAUGAUGAAGAUCAAGAAGGAACGCAGGAAGAGGAACCAGAAACCAAGAUGAGAUAUUACCAUUUGUAUAAAAAGGGAGAGCUCGAGGAGAAUGCCGAGGCUGCUGGUGCUGAAGUGGUUCGCAAUGGAUAUGAGCGAGACAACUGGUGGGCUGUCAUCAAGAGAAAGUAA
This is a messenger RNA of Saccharomycopsis crataegensis, 753 nucleotides long. RefSeq names its product tRNA (carboxymethyluridine(34)-5-O)-methyltransferase (gene TRM9). The record is from RefSeq and is a predicted model, not a curated record. Lineage: Eukaryota; Fungi; Ascomycota; Saccharomycetes; Ascoideales; Saccharomycopsidaceae. Gene Ontology annotation, molecular function: tRNA binding; tRNA (5-carboxymethyluridine(34)-5-O)-methyltransferase activity; S-adenosylmethionine-dependent methyltransferase activity. The transcript has a single exon. Bases 1 to 753 code for a protein of 250 amino acids. Gene Ontology annotation, biological process: tRNA methylation; tRNA wobble uridine modification. Gene Ontology annotation, cellular component: nucleus; cytoplasm.